Leishmania mexicana MHOM/GT/2001/U1103 is the source of this 597-nucleotide messenger RNA. Its product is annotated as amastin-like protein. The record is from RefSeq and is a predicted model, not a curated record. The coding region runs from base 1 to 597 and encodes 198 amino acids. The transcript has a single exon. NCBI's taxonomy places the organism in Eukaryota, Euglenozoa, Kinetoplastea, Trypanosomatida, Trypanosomatidae.
AUGCUGCUGAGGAUCAGCAUGCUCGCGUACGUCGUCCUCCAGUUCAUCGCGUUCUUUUUCGUGCUGGUGGGUACGCCGAUCGACAUGUUCCGCCAGUCUCCGGUGUUAAUACCGGAGGCGGCGUGCCUGACGCUGUGGGGUUCGAAGGUGAGUUGCUCUGCAGUGCGGUACGAUCUCACCGCGUACAAUUAUUGGUAUUUAUGCCCAAAGUCCCGGCAGCGCUGGCGUAGUGCGGAGUUAUUUGCCAUCCUAUCCAUAUUCGUGUACGGCACGGCGGUUAUUUUUGGCUACAUGAGGGUCUACUUCUGCGGUUACCUCCGCUGGGUCUGCCUGGCGCUCAACGUUGCUGGCAUCAUCACCCUGGGCAUCGUCUGGGGACUCGUGGUGUACGUCUACCACGUACCGGAGAGCAUAAAUUGCAUCAGCCUCAAGGAUUUUCGUUACCAUUUUGGUGCCGGUCUGGUGCUCUUCUUGAUCGCCUGGUGCCUGAACAUCAUCAACAUCGUCUUCUUGAUGAUCCCGUGCGAGGCUAGCGUUUCUAUUGAACCCUUAGAGCACGAGCUUUCCGUACGGCCCAAGGUGCCGCCUAUGAAGUGA